AUGGAGCUUUUCAGCCGGCGCCGGCACCUGUUCAAGGACCGGCUGGAGAGGUUCAACGAGACGGCGCUGAAGAUCAGGGCCCUGGAGCAGGGCGACAGCGGGGUCUACGGGGCUCGGAUUAAGCUGGAGCCGGCGCUGGUGGAGGAUCAGUCCUUCAGCCUCUCCGUCUACGCGCCGGUGCCAGCACCGGAGAUCCAGCACCAGUUGCUCUCCUUCACCGCCCAAGCGUGCAACGUCACCCUGCGGUGCUGGGUGCUGGCCAGCAACACCACCGUGGCCGCCUGGCAGCUCGACAGCUCCCUCGGGACACCGUGCGGACACCUCAGCGAGGACAACCAGACGCUGCACUUGGCCGUGCCCGCCAGCGCCUUCAACUCCAGCUACACCUGCGUGGCCCGAAAUCCCAUCGAGGAGCGGAGCGUCUCCAUCCACCUGGACACCCUGUGUCGGCAGCAGGAGACACAUGGCCGGUGGAGGUGGCACUUGUGCCUGGUGCUGCUGGCCGUCUGCGCGGUAGCCCUGCUCGGCAUUGUCUGGCUGCAGAGGAAGACGAGGAGGAAGAAAGAAGCUGAGGGAGCCACCCUCGCCUCCCCCUCCAGCGAGGAUGCUCCGCUGGAGCUGCAGUACACCGUGAUCGAGAGAUUCCCCCUGGAGGCAAAUGAGCAGCAGCAAGAGCACCCCACCACCAUCUACAGCCAGGUGCAGGCAGGAGCGGGCAGCUGGGCCGAGAUGCUCGCCUGA
This is a messenger RNA of Nipponia nippon (crested ibis), 741 nucleotides long. The record is from RefSeq and is a predicted model, not a curated record. NCBI's taxonomy places the organism in Eukaryota, Metazoa, Chordata, Aves, Pelecaniformes, Threskiornithidae.